UCCACUGCACAUUUAAGUUAACUGCAAAAAGCUUGUAUGAAAUUCAUGGAGACGGUGUUAGCUUAAUUAGCUUGCUCGCUACAGCUGAUAAAAUCUGACAGUGAAAGUUGUCACUUCAGCUGGCAAAAUUGACGGUCUACCUCCCCAUUAGUGUGGUAUGAGAAUGAAAAGCUACAUGAACUGCCUCCCUGAUCCUAAACAGGAUAAAUAUGAAUGGAUACAGGACAUAACAGGCUAAGAUAGAAACAGUUGUUAGAUAAAGACGACACUUUAGUUCACUCAUGUGUCCCUUUACUCCAGUUUGGGAAAUGUGUUGCAUAGCUUUGUGUUUGAUAAGCAAACAUAAAGAUUUUCUGAAAUCGCAUUUGGGGUUAACAUUUGGUUUACGGUAAUCUGCGGAGGUGCAGGGGUGGGUGGAGGAGACUCAAAAAUAAUUGGUCAGUGAUAUCAAUAUAAAACAGAGCUGAGAGAGAUGAAGAGAUAUUAGAGCCACGAUGAAGACUUUGUGUGUUGCUAUUGUUGUGCUGAGUCUCAGCUCAGUGUGCCAGCCUGCGUCACUGGCCUGUGAGAAGCUGCUGAAACAAGAGGACAAAAGUCCAGAUCUGUCUGGGAGAUGGCACUUCAUAGCCUUAUCUGCUAACAACUGUUGGAUUCCGCUGUUAGUGAACGCUCUUCUUUGUCCAAGUGUUGCAAUGGACAUUACUGCUAAGGACACACCAAACUUCUAUGAUGCCAACAUUAAAGUUAAGAUUUAUGGAUAUAGCGGCAAUGAAUCUACACCAAUUUUCUAUGAGAACAACACCUUGUUUGAUGUUGACAGCGACAACCGCCUAACUGGUGAAUCAUUGUUGCUGCUGCAAACUGGGUGUCCUGACUGCCUUGUUAUGAAGAUAGACAAUGACAAUGAAAAUGACGUUAAAGCUCUCACACUCUUCAGUCGGAGAAAGAAUGUCACUGCUGAUGAACUAAAGGAGUUUGAGACGCAGGCAGAGUGUCUUGGCUUGACGAAACCACAGAUGUUUAAGUCAGAUCAUGGCUAUGAAACCUCCAAGUCACUUGUAAACAUUGAUGAUGAUAUCCCAGCAAUGUUGAUUGCGAUUAAAAAGAGGCUGAUAAACAUCCGAGAUGAUCUCCUCAAGUGCGACCCAGAGAUUUUAUCUAAUCCCUUAAUCACAUAUUUAAUGAAUUAGAUAUCAACUACUGGCUUGGUGGAGCCUUGAUUAGUUUGCUACAAUAUCAGUGACUUCAAACCUCCAAAUGAA
Messenger RNA from Thunnus maccoyii (southern bluefin tuna), 1262 nucleotides. RefSeq lists its product as uncharacterized. The transcript has 6 exons. The record is from RefSeq and is a predicted model, not a curated record. Lineage: Eukaryota; Metazoa; Chordata; Actinopteri; Scombriformes; Scombridae. The coding region runs from base 495 to 1190 and encodes 231 amino acids.